AUGUUCCUCGUUGCAAUGUCGCUGCCUUCGGGGCCCUUCUCUGAGAUGUCCUAUCCAGUUGUCCCUUUUCCCGUACUUGCUAUCAUUCUGAUUCCCUGUCUUCUACUUCUUGCGAUACAACUGGCGCCAAAGGGACCAACCAUCAAAGGUGUCCCUGGAUCAUUCUUUGACCUCUAUCUCUGCGGUGUAAGUCCAAUCCUGACAAACCAGAAUCGCCCUAAUAUCCGCAGAUUGGCACCAAAGUUGCCUUUGUCUCCGGACGAAGUGCGCACUACUUUCACUCCCUUCAUCAAUCCUAUGGUAGGACUCGCACUCGUCGUUGUGAUUGAGGCUAACAAACUAGGCAACAUCGUCCGAUUCGCUCCCGGUCAAGCAACCACCAACACCAUCAAAAGCCUGCGUCAGAUCUACGGCACCGGGACUGGCAAAGGCGCAGCGUUUCUGAAAACUGGCUUCUACAAGAACAUCUCCCGUCGUAACGUCUUCACCGCUGCGGAUCCUGUCUACCAUGCCUCGGUGCGCAAGCUUUUCGGUCCCUCGUUCACUCCUGGUUCUAUGCAAGCCCACGCCGGAGUCAUCCGCGAGUGCAUCCUGCGCUUGCAUGAGGUGAUCCGCGGCAAGCUCGAGACAAAGAACACAGUCUCCUUGAACGAGCUGCUCUACUGCCACUCGGUGGACACCGUUUCCGAAGUCCUGCUGGGCAAGCCACUGGGCUGCCUGAAACGCGGCAAGCCCUACUUCUGGACCGAGCAACUGCCCCGUAUUUUCUACUGGGCGACAAUCCGGGAUCAGUUCGAGGGCUCUGGCGUGCCAACGCUGAUCAAAUGGCUGCUCCGUCGGUUUCUGCGCAAGGGGAUCCGUCUUCGCAGCGAGCAGGCCCGCAUGCGACUCAUCAACGAACAACUGCGUGCAUCACACACCCGACGUGAUAUCAUGGUCGAGGUGAUGGAGCGAUCAGACGGCGGCGACCUCCCCGAGGCUGAGAUUGCAGAGAAUUUCUCGGCGAUUAUGCUUGCGGGCUUUCACACCACGCAGAACGCCCUCUGCGCGGUCAUUUACCUGGUGCUUACCCACCCGGAGAGCCAUGUGAAGCUGGUGCACGAGUUACAGACGGCAUUUGCGUCGGCCGAGGAUCUCUCGGGGGAUGUCGCGGCGCAGCUGCCCUAUCUCAACGCUGUCAUUACGGAGGCGUUGCGGUUGUAUCCGCCUGUGCCGCUAGGGGGGCCGCGUGUUUCACCCGGGGCGUAUGUGGAUGGGAUGUAUAUCCCUGCGGGGACUGAGAUCUGUACGUCGUUGUUUGCUCUCCAUCACAAUCCGGAGUACUUCAGCUCCCCAUACGAAUUUAUCCCGGAGCGAUGGAGGGAGCCUGGAUCGACAGACAGGAAAGAGGCGGUGCAGCCAUUCCUGGUUGGAAGUCGAGCUUGUAUCGCCAAGUACUUUGCCAAACAAAUGCUCCAAUUGACUCUGGCUGGUUUCUUUUUAGAGUUCGAAGCGGAGUAUGUGGGCAAGGUGAAGGAUUGGCAGAGGCAGUCUCGGUGUUAUGCUUUUUGGGAAGUGCCGGACCUCAAGGUCCUCUUCGGCAACUUGACCUCGACCUUUCAAGAGAUUGUCAGCGGACAAACCACCUACGCGCAUUUCCACCAUGAGCUCACCAAGUACGUCGUCUACUUUGUCUACCUGGCCAUCGCAGAGUUCACCACCAUCUACCUGGCCACUGUCGGUUUCAUCUACACAGGCGACCAUAUCGUGCAGCAGAUCCGCGUCGAGUACCUCCGCUCCAUUCUGCGACAGAACGUCGCCUUCUUCGAUACCCUCGGCGCGGGAGAAAUCACGACCAGGAUCACCGCCGACACGAACCUCAUCCAAGACGGGAUCUCGGAAAAGGUCGGUCUGGCGUUGACGGGGCUGUCGACAUUCGUCACGGCGUUUAUCAUCGCGUACAUCAAGAGCUGGAAGCUGGCGCUGAUCUGCAGCGCCACGCUGGUCGCAUUGCUGUUGAUCAUGGGCGGCUGCUCGACGGCCAUGCUCGGCUUCAACAAGCGCGCGCUGGAUUCGCAAGGUCAAGGCGCCAGUUUAGCAGAGGAUAUUCUGGAUUCCAUCCGUACGGUGGUCGCAUUUGACGCGCAGGAGACGCUGGCCGCAAAAUACGAGAAACAUCUCAAAGAUGCAGAGAGACCGGGGAUGAGGGCGCAGAUGAUAUUCGCGCUGAUGGUGGGAGCACUGCUCUGUGUCAUGUACCUCAACUACGGGCUGGGAUUCUGGAUGGGCUCGCGGUUCCUGGUUGACGCCGGCAGCCAUGUCAAGGCCGGGGAUGUGUUAACUAUCCUCAUGGCGAUUAUUCUCGGAUCGUACAAUCUGGGCAAUAUUGCGCCCAACACCCAGGCACUGUCCACCGCGGUGGCGGCAGCAACCAAGCUGUAUGGCACGAUCGAUCGACAGUCUCCUCUGGAUGCGUGGCUAGACAAAGGAAUGACCCUGGACCAUGUCCGGGGAAAUAUUGUUUUGCAGAAUAUCCGCCAUGUCUACCCUUCUCGGCCAGAGGUGAUCGUCGCCAACGACCUGAGUGUGUAUGUUCCGGCCGGCAAAACAACCGCCUUUGUCGGCCCUUCAGGAUCCGGCAAAAGCACAAUCAUAGGGCUCAUCGAACGCUUCUACAGCCCUGUAGCAGGGAGUAUCAUGCUCGAUGGACAUGAUAUCGAGCAUUUGAACCUGCGAUGGCUCCGACAGCAAAUGUCGCUGGUCUCGCAGGAACCACGGCUCUUCGCCACCACCAUCGCAGAGAAUAUCCGCGUUGGCCUCAUCGGCUCGGAAUAUGAACGCGAACCACCUCAGCUGAUUCAGAAACGAAUCGAAGAUGCUGCCCGCAUGGCAAAUGCGCACGAUUUCAUCAUGGCGCUGCCGGACGGUUACGAGACUAACAUCGGCGGUUUCUCCCUUUCCGGAGGCCAGAAACAGCGCAUCGCAAUUGCCAGGGCCAUCGUCAAGGACCCGAAGAUUCUGCUGUUGGACGAGGCCACCUCUGCUCUGGAUACAAAAUCCGAGGGGCUGGUGCAGGCAGCCCUGGACAAGGCGUCCCGAGGCCGGACCACGGUGGUCAUUGCCCACCGGCUUUCCACAAUCAAAGAAGCGCAUAACAUCGUCGUCUUGGCCAAUGGGUCCAUCGUCGAGCAGGGCUCGCACGACCGUCUCAUGGAUAGAAAGGGCGUCUACUACGGCAUGGUCAAGGCGCAGCAGAUCAAGAAGCGACUCACGCGGAUGAGCCAAUUGAUGCCUCGAAGCCCAAUGCAAUCCUUUUUCUUUGACCUCGACUACCCAACCGACGACGACCUCUCCGAGUAUGAGCACCAGGACGACGCGUCUGAUCUUGGGCUGAAGACGGGGGAGAGAAUGAAGAAGCACACGUCUCGGCUGUCAAUAUCCGCGCUGCCGAUGCACUUUCACAAAGCCAAAGAGGUAUCCUAUUCACUCUGGACUCUCUUCAAAUUCCUUGCCUCGUUCAACCGGCCCGAAUGGCCGCUUCUUGCUUUGGGACUGUGCGCAUCCGUUCUCGCCGGAGGCAUCCAGCCCUCGCAGGCCGUCCUCUUCGCCAAAGCCGUCAGCACGCUGAGCCUCCCACCCUGGGAGUACCCCAAGCUCCGCCACGACGCGAACUUCUGGUCCCUGAUGUUCCUCAUGAUCGGGUUGGUCACAUUCUUUCUGUACGGCUUCCAAGGGAGCCUAUUCGCAUACUGCUCCGAGAAAAUGGUGUACCGUGCCCGCAGCCAGGCCUUCCGGGUCAUGCUCCAUCAGGACGUUGCCUUCUUCGACGAGCCGGAAAACACCACGGGCGCGCUCACAGCCACGCUGAGCGCGGAGACAAAGCAGCUGGCCGGCAUCAGCGGCGUCACCCUCGGCACCCUGCUCAUCGUCUCGGUGAACCUGCUCGCCUCGCUGGGCGUGGCGCUGGUCAUGGGCUGGAAGCUCGCGCUGGUGUGCAUCUCCGCCGUGCCGGUGCUCUUGCUCUGCGGCUUCGUCCGCGUCUGGAUGCUGGAUAGAUUCCAGCGGCGCGCAAAGGCGGCGUAUCAGCAAUCCGCCAGCUCGGCCUGCGAGGCUGCCUCGGCGAUCCGCACUGUCGCCUCGCUGACGAUGGAGAGGGAGGUUCUGGAGUCGUACCAAAAGCAGCUGCAGCACCAGCUCAGGCGGGAUAUCCUCCCUAUCGUCAAAUCAUCCCUGUUAUAUGCCAGCUCCCAGGCCCUGCCGUUCUUGUGCAUGGCGCUGGGAUUCUGGUACGGCGGGACGCUGCUGGGACAUGGAGAGUAUUCCCUAUUCCGGUUCUACGUGUGUUUCAGUGAGGUGAUCUUUGGUGCACAGGCGGCUGGGACUGUGUUCUCGCAUGCCCCGGAUAUGGGCAAGGCGAAGCAUGCCGCGGGGGAGUUCAAGCGACUCUUCAGUGGUAGGACUAUGAGGUCCGUGACUCACCGCCAGAUAUCACGGCCGGAUAUGCGCGGGCUGAUCGAAUUUCGCGACGUCUCGUUCCGGUAUCCAAGCCGUUUGGACCAGCCGGUGCUACGCCGGCUGAAUCUGACUGUCAAGCCCGGCCAGUUUGUGGCGCUGGUCGGGGCGAGUGGCAGCGGGAAGAGCACGGUCAUCUCACUAUUGGAGAGAUUCUACAGCCCGUUGACGGGAGGAAUCUACAUCGAUGGUCAAAACAUUGCUACAUGGGAUCUGACAUCGUAUCGAAGUCAUCUAGCUCUGGUCAGCCAGGAACCCGCCUUAUUCCAGGGGACGAUCCGCGAGAAUAUCCUCCUGGGGAGAACGAGGCCCUACACCUCGGAACAAGAUCUCAUCAAAGCGUGUAAAGACGCAAACAUCUACGAUUUUAUCAUUUCUCUCCCACAAGGCUUCGACACCCUCGUCGGCACAAAAGGCGGCAUGCUCUCCGGCGGCCAAAAACAACGCAUCGCCAUCGCCCGCGCCCUCAUCCGGGACCCACGCAUUUUGCUUCUCGAUGAAGCAACUUCAGCGCUGGACUCCGAGUCUGAAAAAGUGGUGCAGGCGGCUUUGGACGCCGCGGCAAAGGGCCGCACCACCAUUGCCGUGGCUCACCGGCUGAGCACCAUUCAGCGGGCGGAUGUGAUCUACGUGCUGGAUCAGGGGGAGGUCGUCGAGUCAGGGACGCACGAUGCCCUGCUUCGGAAGAAAGGCCGAUAUUUCGAGUUGGUCAACCUGCAGAAUCUGGGUUGA
Aspergillus thermomutatus is the source of this 5223-nucleotide messenger RNA. Its product is annotated as putative ABC multidrug transporter. Gene Ontology annotation, molecular function: oxidoreductase activity, acting on paired donors, with incorporation or reduction of molecular oxygen; monooxygenase activity; iron ion binding. The record is from RefSeq and is a predicted model, not a curated record. Lineage: Eukaryota; Fungi; Ascomycota; Eurotiomycetes; Eurotiales; Aspergillaceae. Gene Ontology annotation, biological process: transmembrane transport. Bases 1 to 5223 code for a protein of 1740 amino acids. The transcript is spliced from 6 exons. Gene Ontology annotation, cellular component: membrane.